AUCGUCAUGGAGCUGCUUUCGGGGGGCUCGCUGGAGGCGAAGAUUGCCACGUCACCGCAGCCGCCGAGCGCAGCGGCCACGUGGGUGCAGCAGGUCGCCUCAGGCCUCGCGUACAUGCACUCGCUCAACCUGCAGCACCGCGACCUCAAGCCGGCCAACGUGAUGCUCGACAUGGCGGGCCGCGCUAAGAUAAUCGACUUUGGGCUCGCGUGCGUCUCUUCCGCCUCGCGCCGCUCGCGCACCCAGACCAAGGUGGGCACCGACGCCUACAUGUCGCCCGAA
Emiliania huxleyi CCMP1516 is the source of this 282-nucleotide messenger RNA. RefSeq lists its product as hypothetical. The record is from RefSeq and is a predicted model, not a curated record. Gene Ontology annotation, biological process: protein phosphorylation. NCBI's taxonomy places the organism in Eukaryota, Haptophyta, Isochrysidales, Noelaerhabdaceae. The annotation marks the transcript as partial. The transcript has a single exon. Gene Ontology annotation, cellular component: cytoplasm. Gene Ontology annotation, molecular function: protein serine/threonine kinase activity; ATP binding.